Carassius gibelio (silver crucian carp) is the source of this 5271-nucleotide messenger RNA. Its product is annotated as gamma-aminobutyric acid receptor subunit alpha-1-like. Gene Ontology annotation, biological process: synaptic transmission, GABAergic; gamma-aminobutyric acid signaling pathway; chloride transport. Gene Ontology annotation, cellular component: dendrite membrane; neuron projection; synapse. The transcript is spliced from 10 exons. Gene Ontology annotation, molecular function: inhibitory extracellular ligand-gated monoatomic ion channel activity; transmitter-gated monoatomic ion channel activity involved in regulation of postsynaptic membrane potential; GABA-gated chloride ion channel activity. The record is from RefSeq and is a predicted model, not a curated record. NCBI's taxonomy places the organism in Eukaryota, Metazoa, Chordata, Actinopteri, Cypriniformes, Cyprinidae. The coding region runs from base 626 to 2002 and encodes 458 amino acids.
CCAUGAGGGGAACACGGGGAAUUUAAGAAACGAAGACAUUGUAUUGUAGAAUUGCGUGCUCUUUAAACCUUUAGAACUAAAGUUAUUUGUGUUGCAGCUGUUGCUCGCGUUGCAUCAGGUUAAAGUGGAACUAAUAGCAGCGAGCACAAGAGGCAAAAGCUAUAGUCUGCUCAUCAUGAUUUGUUGUUAAAUCCUGUCUCGCGCAUGCAUGAACAUGCACACGGACACAUAAACGUCAAGACGCUGUGGAGUUUGUAUGAAAGCUGUGCUAUGUUUCAGAUCGUCUCAGCAUCCUCUCCAACACCCAACAGGCUGAGAUCAACGCUCGCGACGUGGCCUCUAACAAGCUGCGCUAUUUCCCUCGUUAAUGUCACGUUUAAAACACACCCAGGCUUUUAGUUUGUGUCCUCACUACGCAAAUGAUCAGAAAAGCUGCUCUGCAGACGCGAUGUUAGGACUGCGGAUCUUCCUUAAGCGUUUGAUUUAACACAUAUCUGUGCGAUAUUCGCGAUAUUCCAGGCGCUGGGUGAGUCGGUGAGACGAGGGGUCUUAGAGACUGCUUCAAGGUAAUUUUGGGAAAGAUUCGAGCCAUCCGGAUUUUUAGUGGGGAUACAUCCUUUGGAGAAUGAUGUGGGGUGGAAGAGGAGCAGCUUGGCUUUGGAUUUGGGCCUGUUUACUGGUGUCCAGCGUUCUGGCUGGGAAAAGCUCCAGUCAAAGCGCAGAUGAGCAGAAAGACAACACCACAGUUUUCACCAGGAUUCUGGACAGCCUCCUCGAUGGCUACGACAACCGUCUCAGGCCUGGGCUCGGAGAGCGUGUAACCGAAGUCAAGACUGACAUUUUCGUGACGAGUAUUGGGCCGGUCUCGGACCAUGACAUGGAGUACACCAUCGAUGUGUUCUUCAGGCAGAGCUGGAAGGACGAGAGGCUGAAGUUUAAAGGUCCCAUGGCAGUGCUCCGUCUCAACAAUCUCAUGGCCAGCAAAAUCUGGACGCCCGACACGUUUUUCCACAACGGAAAGAAGUCAGUCGCCCAUAACAUGACCAUGCCUAACAAACUUCUGCGGAUCAAAGAGGAAGGAACGCUGCUGUACACCAUGAGGCUUACAGUCAGAGCUGAAUGUCCAAUGCACUUGGAGGACUUCCCGAUGGACGCCCAUGCUUGCCCUCUCAAAUACGGCAGCUACGCCUACACGAGGGCUGAGGUGGUGUACGUUUGGACGCGAGGGGCGGCGCAGUCUGUGGUCGUGGCUGACGAUGGCUCCCGUCUCAACCAGUAUGACUUGAUGGGACAGACGGUCGACUCGGGUGUGGUGCAGUCCAGCACUGGAGAGUAUGUUGUGAUGACCACACAUUUCCACCUCAAGAGGAAGAUCGGUUACUUUGUCAUCCAGACAUAUUUGCCGUGCAUCAUGACCGUGAUCCUGUCCCAGGUGUCCUUCUGGCUCAACAGGGAAUCUGUCCCCGCCAGAACUGUGUUUGGAGUGACCACUGUCCUCACCAUGACCACCCUGAGUAUCAGCGCCAGAAACUCUCUGCCCAAGGUGGCCUACGCCACAGCCAUGGACUGGUUCAUCGCCGUCUGCUACGCCUUUGUCUUCUCGGCUCUGAUUGAGUUUGCCACUGUAAACUACUUCACCAAGAGGGGGUACGCCUGGGACGGGAAAAGUGUGGUGCCCGAGAAGCAAAAGAAGAAGAAGGAGUCAUUGCUGAAAAAGAACAACACCUACACGGCUGCGACGGCGACGACGUUUGCUCCGAACAUUGCCAGAGACCCUGGUUUGGCAACUAUUGCUAAAAGUGCCCCCCCUCCACCAACCGAGCCCAAGGAAGAGCCGAAACCCAAAGCCCCCGAGGCCAAGAAGACCUUCAACAGCGUGAGCAAGAUCGACAGGAUCGCCAGAAUAGCUUUCCCGCUGCUCUUCGGAACCUUUAACUUGGUGUAUUGGGCAACUUACUUGAAUAAAAAACCCAAAAUACAGGGCGCCCUGCAGCCACACUAAUUCUAUCUCCCCAGUUUUUCUCUUUUCUUUCUUUCUUAUGUUUCUAAACGAUAACAACAAAAAAAUUGAAACAAAACAAUUUGUCUCAAAUAUGUUUCAUUAGUAGUCAAGCUCCCACGUUCAAGUUUGUGUCAGCAUAUGUAACACACUGUAUAUACCUAUGAUAACCCGAGGGACUGGAUUAUGUACAAACCACUGCACUGGAAGGAACUCAUACUUACUAUAUAUAUACAAUCCGACAGUAUAUCAGACCUGAGAAAUGCUAUUCUGCAAAUGCACAUAGAAUUAUAGUUUAAUACUCCCCUGCUUAAGGAAUAGUAAACCCCCCCAAAAAAGAAGCAAUGAUUCUGUCAUUACAUACUCUCCCUCAUGUUGUUCCAGUGCUGUAUGCUCUUGUAGAACACAAAAGGAGACACUUUGCUCUUCUCGUUUCGAUGGCAGUUUAGCAGCUAUGUCACAUCUGGCAGGACCCAAACCAACUACAAAAGUUUCCACGCACUUUAUUCCACAUCUUCUGAAGUCCUGCUCCUCAUAUGAAUCUACCACAUAAACCUAUAGAUGAUGUAUGCAGUAUUUUUAUGCCGCUUUUUACAUUUAUUUUUGUCCUUUUUGGACAUAUGUGCUGACUGUGUUGUUGUAUGCGGAAACAUUUUGAAGAAUGUUCAACUCUUGUGUUCUAGAAGAAAAAGAAAACACACACAAACAGCCAACAGAUUUAAAACAACAUGAGGGUGAAAUUAUAUAUAUAUAUAUAUAUAUAUAUAAUGGGUUGAACUAUUCUUUUAAAAAAAAUAAAAUGUAAAAUGUUUUUGCAUUACAUUAGCAAUGUACAUGGAAUAAGUUUGCAUGAUGAAGCUUUCUGUACCCAGUUAACAGCUUGAUUUCCUCUGUUUUUUCUCUUUAGCCUGUGUUCUGGAUCUUCUGUUAUUUGACCUUAAAUUCUACUAGGGUUCCAUUAACAGCAAUAAAACAUGUCUCAGUGAGAAAAAAAAAAAAAAAACAUUUACACAUGGAUAUAAAAAGUGUAGAGAAAAGAUUUAUGUGUAUAUCAUAAAGCAUACUAUUUAUUUUGUUUCCAUGUAAAUAUUUUGAAAUCUUAGAGAUGUCGAUAUUCAUUUUGAGCUUUGCUAAAUAUAACUACAAGGUACAAACUCAGUGCUUGACAGAGAGAGAGAGAGCGUUAUGUUUCGAUUCAUGCAGAUCAUUGAGGAUAUUCGGGAAUAGAAAUGUUUUAUUUGAUUUAUUUAUUUGUAGUCAAGUUUUGAUUUAACUUUUGAUGAUUAAGCAUGUGCCGAUACAUAUAAAUGAAAACCAUUUAAAAGAGAGACUAAAGUAGAUGCUUAGAAAGAUUGUAUUGGUGUCAGAUUACAAUUUUAUAUUAAGCAUUAAAAUAUUCUUUAUUCUGGUCGAUGCUUUUUGAAAGAGAAAUUGUGGCGCUCACAGGAUAUAAAAAUGAUGGCACUAGAGUUAUCACUUUAAAGUGGACGAGUCCGAGCGGAUCAAGAGCAGUGCCUUGUAUAUAUUUGUGAGUUAAGAGACUACUUUAUUAGAAGGUGUUCUCCUUGUUUGUUUGAAUUAGAUAUGGGCAACCUUUCUAAAACAUCAGUGAAGAACGUAUCAGCCACACUGCCUUCGUCUCACAGCCCAUAGUGAACAUAUAUUCCAUUCCAGACGUCUUUGUCUCUGCUCGUUAAUGAAAACUAAAAGAAGACAUGUCUAGCGAUUAGCCAUGUAUUUGAAUACACUGUUCUACAUAUACAGUAAAUAUGUCUUGUAGUGCUAUUACAAUGCCAAUUUUUUUAUGUUUGUGGCAUGUCAGUUGCUCCUCAAGCACCUGUCGAACAGAAACCAAACUUAUAAAGACUAUCCUCUCUAUUUUUGGACUGAGAGAAAAAAGAAAAGAAAAGAAGUUCUCUUAAAUGAGGAACUUUUACACGUGAUCAUACUUUACUUUGAUGUAGCAAUAUAGAUUAGUAAGGGCUUUAUUGUGAUCGAAGUGAUAAAAGGCACACCAUUAUGAUCAGUUUGAGUUGCUCUUCUUGGUUUGUUUAUAAGAAGCUCUUAUAAGUUUGCAGUACUCCUGUUUCAUCAAUUUGCUACUUUCCUUGUUUUGAAAAGCUUUUUCAAAAGAAUGAAUACACAAAAUUUUGAAAUGGACGCUUUUUGGGGUAUGCCACUGGAUCAGGAUAUUUUGGUCACAUUAUCUGGAUUACAUGAUGUGGAUAAAUGUCAUGUUCCUCCUCUUUAUUUUAGAGCUUUUUGAAUAUUUUGGAGUUUGCAGAGUUUGUGCCAGAUUACUCUGGGAUAUGUGUGGAAACAGUAUGCAAAUGCACAGUCAUAGAUUUCUCUGGAGCCAGACUUUUGUGGAUGUGGUGAAAGUUAUGAGUUCAGUCUGUGUGUGUGUCUAUAUUUAUGUACACACACACACACACACACACACACACACAUUGUCCAUGAUGAUACCUGUUCUAAAGAUGUGACCUUUUAUUUGUACCAACCUCUUGUUAUGCAUUUUGCACAUUAUAGGCAUAAUUGAUAGUUAUGUAGUCAGCUUUGUGCUAUGCAAGGAUAGCUUUGAACCAUAUUAAUUAGCUUCACACUUCUCCUUACUGUCGUUUCCAAUAUAUAUUGUAAAACGUCAUUUACAAACUGUGCACCCUAUUUAGUUGUGGGACUGUUUGUCUCUCUGAAAGCAUGUAGAGUUGUGUGGUUCAGAUCUGAAAUCAUCUAUUUUAAAGACAGGGUAAUGGCAAAGGCAAUAAAAAAAGAUGGAUUUAAAAGAAUAUUUCAGUUAGUGUGUUAUAUUAUUUACACAACAAAUAAUAUAUACAGUAUAUUUAGAUUUGUGUUGCAUCUCAUAAUAUAUUUUUGAUGACCUGUGUUAUGGAUUAGGAAAUUGUACUUUUAUUUCAUUUGUUUUAUGGGGGAUUAUAGCAUUUCGUUUGCAUACCAGAUUGUGAAUGUGGUUUAAUUUUUGAUUUUGCAAUGUACUGAAGAAAUCCAACACAUACUGUAAUAAAAAAAAAAAAACUGCAUUUGUGCUUGACAGAAGUUGAAGAAACUACUAACUCAAAGGAUGAACGUGUGCAUAAAUGGUUAUAGACGCAAACAGCAAUGUGCACAAGUCCAGAGACAAAUUGCAUUGAUUUAUUCUGUACUGUACACUGGGAAAUCGUCUUUGUAAAGGUUUGCUUUCUUAAUUAAAUGUUAUGGCCCUGUAGAAUUUGAUUAUCUUCAUUAGUCAUACAAUAAAAGAAAAAAGAAAUCAA